Messenger RNA from Colletotrichum chrysophilum, 1809 nucleotides. RefSeq names its product Autophagy- protein 20 (gene ATG20). Gene Ontology annotation, molecular function: phosphatidylinositol binding. The record is from RefSeq and is a predicted model, not a curated record. The transcript has 4 exons. Bases 1 to 1809 code for a protein of 602 amino acids. Gene Ontology annotation, biological process: retrograde transport, endosome to Golgi. NCBI's taxonomy places the organism in Eukaryota, Fungi, Ascomycota, Sordariomycetes, Glomerellales, Glomerellaceae.
AUGAUGGAAACCAUAGAUCUGGAUGAUUCCUCAGACAGUGCUGAUGCCGACUGGGAGACUCUAGACCAGCGAUUCGACAUCCCUCAGACCCCGUCCACUACAAGCGACGAGGCUCCCCAGAAUCGCGGCCUCGGCCACGACGAGAGCGAGGUUGAGAGCAGUGACAAUGAGCCUAUUGCUAGAGACAGGGGCGAUAUCGUCCCUCGCCCAAAGCCCGGUGGCUACGAGAGUCGCGUCGAGCAGAUUCUCUACGAGAACCCGUCGAUGCCCAUCCUCAUUACGGAUGCAGGAAAGAGCGCAGAGAGUGGUGGUAGAUACAUUAACCUCGAGGUCCGCCGACGAUACUCAGAGUUCGCUUCGCUGCGAGAAGCGCUUACCCGUCUGCACCCCACCCUGAUCAUACCCCCCAUUCCCGAGAAGCACACAAUGGCCGACUACGCCGCGAACCCCACGAACGCGAAGCAAGACCAGCAGAUUAUUGACUUGCGCAAGCGCAUGCUCGCUGUGUUUCUGAACCGCUGCCGGCGCAUGGAAGAAGUCCGAGUCGAUGGGGUGUGGUGGAGAUUUCUUGACCCCAAUGCUAGCUGGAGUGAGGUCCUGCACUCUCACCCCGUAGCCUCAGUCCCCAAGUCCGUCCUGAAGGCGCCCCCUCUGGAUCCAGCGAAUCCUACACCCGCCCAUGCCUUCCUUCCCGUACCAGCCAGCUCCGCGAAGUUGAGAACAACGGGAGGCCCAGGUGUCGAUCCCAACGCCAUUGCCGGAACAGGCUCUCAUGUAUUUGGCCGAUUCCCCCCCGACAGCCAUAACCUUAGCGAACAGGAACUCGACCCGUACUUCAUCACGUAUGAAGCCUCGAUUAAGGAACUGGAGCAACUUUUGUCUGGAUCUAUGGAAAAGGUCAACCGUCGGACACUCAGCCAUCUGUCAGCCCUUGCUGCCGAUCUCUGCGAACUGGGUUCCAAGUUCAACGCUUUUGCGCUGUCGGAACAGGCACCGUCAUUGGGACCUGCGCUUGAGAGGGUGGGACAGGCCGCCGACUCGUCAUACAUUGCAACGGAAGAACUGUCCGGAUCGCUCGGUGCAAGCUUUGCGGAGCCUAUGCGCGAGAAUGCGCAAUUUGCGGGCGUUGUCCGCAGCGUACUCAAGUACAGAGUUCUGAAGCGCGUGCAGCAAGAGCAGACGAGCGAUGAACUCAACAAGAAGAUUGCGCUGCUUGAUCAGCUGGAGCGGAGCGAGCAAGAAGCCAAACGCAUUGAGCAGUACUUGAGUAGCAGUCAACAGAUUACACCCCCGCCGAAGCGAUCAACGAGCCUUAGAGAGGCGGGAACGUCGAACCAUCAACGUGAGGGUAGCGCCGAAGAUACGGCAUCCAUCGACUCCGACUUUCCUCCCACCCACGGUGAGCCGGCGCCAUCAGCAAGCCAGGGAGUACCGCAGAGAAGCAACUCAACGCCAGGUCAUAAGAAGGCCGCGAGCAGCAACUCUAUCACGAACAAGAUUUUCGGACCGAUUCGCCAUGCGAUUCAAGGAGUGGCAGACGUCGACCCUGAGAGGACGCGCCGCGACAUGAUCGGAAAGACCAGAGAGAGCAUCGAGCAGCUGGAGCAGGCCAAAGUGGUAUCUGAACAUGACGUCAAGGAGGCCAGCGCCAGCAUCUUGAAGGAUCUCAAAAGAUUCCAGGGAGAGAAGGAAGAGGAUUUGCGCCGUUACAUGCUGGCGUAUGCCAAGAGCCAGAUCGAAUGGGCAAAGAAGAACAAGGAGACUUGGGAAGAUGCCAAGGCCGAGGUCAGCAAGAUUGACGAGAGCUAG